Messenger RNA from Auxenochlorella protothecoides, 1164 nucleotides. RefSeq names its product CRAL-TRIO domain-containing protein C23B6.04c. The transcript is spliced from 4 exons. The record is from RefSeq and is a predicted model, not a curated record. NCBI's taxonomy places the organism in Eukaryota, Viridiplantae, Chlorophyta, Trebouxiophyceae, Chlorellales, Chlorellaceae. The coding region runs from base 1 to 1164 and encodes 387 amino acids.
AUGUCGGAUGUGCCUGUUGAGGACAGCCUCUGCACACCCAGCCUCAAGUCCCCCUUCCUGUCCCAGCUCCAGUCGGCGCUGCCCACCGGCACCACGGAGCGCCUGGGCAGCUGCGGCGAGCCCGUGGACGGCGUCUUCCUCCAGCGCUGGCUGUCGGCGCGCAAGGGUUCCGUCCCCGCCGCGGCCGCGGACAUCACCGCCCACGCCGACUGGCGCUGGUCCUUCCUCGGGCCUCAGGGCGUGACCGUGGCUGAUGUGGCCGCUGACCUGGCGGCGGGCAAGGCCUACUUCCAGGGCCUGUCGCGCGACGGCUGCCCGGUGCUGGUGCUGCGCGCCGCCCGCUUCUCCGGGGACGCACCGGACACGCAGGCCACCAAGCGCCUUAUGUGCUUCCUCAUGGACCGCGUUGGACCCAUGCACGACCCUGUGCUCAACCCCCUGGGCCUGAAUACGCGGGGCCUGGAUGGGCUGUACAAGUCCCUGCUGGCAGUUUUCGAGGUCCUGCAGCAGCACUACCCCGAGCGCCUGCGCUGCCUGUACUUCCUCUCCGCGCCCAUGCUCUUCUGGGGGGUCUGGCGCCUGCUCUCCGCGUUUGUGGACCCCGUCACGCGGGAGAAGAUCCGAUUCGUCCCCGGGGGGAACCGGGGCAAGGCAGAGCUGCUUGCCGACAUCCCGGAGAAGGUGCUGCCAGACGCGUUUGGCGGGGCCGUGCCCUUUAUACCGGUGCUGGAGGGCCUGAACCUGUGCCGGUCCGGGGCCUCGCCGCCGCGCGCCAGCCCCGUGGCCGACGCCCAACCGAGCAGGCGCGGUUCGGAGCACGGACUGGGCGCCGCACACGGGUUCAGGCCGUCUCGGUGGAGCGUGGCGCAUGCGCUGCGCCUGCGCCGCCGCAGCGACAGCUGCAGCAGGGGCGGCGGGGAGGGGCCCGAGGCCGCAGCUCCAGGACUCCGCCGCCGCGCUCAUGCCACCCACUCCCAUGCCCCGCGCCGGCUGGCGGCGGCGCUGGCGGACCGGGGCACGCUGGGUCCGCGCAGCGUGGCCCUGCUCCUCCUCGCCUUCCUGCUCCUGCAGGCCCUGCUCUGGCGAGCGCUCUUCCCCGGGCACCAGUGGUGGGGCCGGGAGCACACCGGGCAUGGCUCGUCCACGUCGCUGCUGGUGCUGUGA